Molecule: messenger RNA, 1257 nt
Organism: Gavia stellata (red-throated loon)
Lineage: Eukaryota; Metazoa; Chordata; Aves; Gaviiformes; Gaviidae
Gene: VAT1L
Product: vesicle amine transport 1 like
Exons: 9
Coding region: 1-1257 (418 amino acids)
Molecular function (GO): zinc ion binding; oxidoreductase activity
Source: RefSeq, a predicted model, not a curated record
AUGGCCAAGGAGGGAGCGCAGCGAGCGGAGGAGACGGAGCAGAUGAUCGAGAAGGAGGGCGGCAAGGAAGCCGCCGAGGGCAGCGCCGCCGGCAGCCUGCGGGCCGGGGACACGAAGGAGAUGAGGGCCGUGGUGCUGUCCGCCUUCGGGGGGCUCAACAAGCUCCGCGUGUCCAAGAAAGCCAUGCCGGAGCCGCAGGAGGGGGAGCUGAAGAUCCGCGUCAAAGCCUGUGGUUUGAACUUUAUUGAUUUGAUGGUGCGACAGGGGAAUAUUGACAAUCCUCCUAAGACGCCGCUUGUUCCUGGGUUUGAAUGCUCUGGAAUUGUAGAAGCUCUUGGAGAUAGCGUGAAAGGAUUUGAGAUUGGAGACAGAGUCAUGGCUUUUGUAAACUACAAUGCAUGGGCUGAAGUAGUAUGUACCCCAGUAGAAUUUGUCUACAAGAUCCCAGAUGACAUGAGUUUUUCUGAAGCUGCUGCGUUUCCCAUGAACUUUGUAACUGCCUACAUGAUGCUCUUUGAAGUUGCUAACCUAAGAGAAGGCAUGUCUGUGCUGGUUCACUCGGCAGGAGGUGGGGUGGGUCAAGCUGUUGCUCAGCUCUGUUCAACUAUUCCCAAUGUUACUGUUUUUGGAACAGCUUCAUCUUUCAAACAUGAAGCAAUCAAAGAUUCAGUAACUCACCUGUUCGACAGAAAUGCAGACUAUGUUCAAGAAGUAAAAAGAAUCUCGACAGAUGGAAUAGAUAUUGUUUUGGACUGUCUUUGUGGAGAAAAUACUGGGAAAGGCCUCAGUCUUCUCAAACCACUUGGAACUUACAUUUUGUAUGGAUCAUCUAACAUGGUUACUGGGGAGACAAAAAGCUUCUUCAGUUUUGCAAAAUCAUGGUGGCAGGUUGAGAAAGUAAAUCCUAUCAAGCUGUAUGAGGAGAACAAAGUCAUUGCUGGAUUUUCCCUCUUGAAUCUACUUUUCAAACAGAAUCGAGGUGGCCUGAUCAAGGGUGUGAUGGACAAACUCCUAAAUCUAUAUAACAAUAAGAAGAUCAAGCCUGUGGUUGAUUCAUUAUGGGCUUUGGAAGAGGUGAAGGAGGCCAUGCAGAGAAUCCAUGACCGAGGAAAUAUAGGAAAACUGAUUCUGGAUGUGGAGAAAGCACCAACUCCCCUGAUGGCCAACGACAGCACAGAGACAAGCGAGGCUGGAGAAGAGGAAGAAGACCAUGAAGGGGACAAUGAGAAUAAAGAGCGCAUGCCAUUCAUCCAGUAA